Anarrhichthys ocellatus (wolf-eel) is the source of this 2053-nucleotide messenger RNA. RefSeq names its product complement C5a receptor 1 (gene c5ar1). Gene Ontology annotation, molecular function: complement component C5a receptor activity; G protein-coupled receptor activity. The transcript has 2 exons. NCBI's taxonomy places the organism in Eukaryota, Metazoa, Chordata, Actinopteri, Perciformes, Anarhichadidae. Gene Ontology annotation, biological process: complement receptor mediated signaling pathway; chemotaxis; positive regulation of cytosolic calcium ion concentration. Bases 41 to 1087 code for a protein of 348 amino acids. Gene Ontology annotation, cellular component: plasma membrane. The record is from RefSeq and is a predicted model, not a curated record.
CAGCAGUGAAGCUGCAACAGACCACUGAAAUUCUUCAGCCAUGUAUAACUUUGAUGACUACAACUUCAAUUUAACCAAUAUUACUAUGGACUAUGGCACACUGCCCGAUUUUACCGACAAUUUGACACCUACGAUUCAACCGAUCCAGAUCGGGGCUCUGGUCUUGUACGGCCUGGUGUUCCUGCUGGGUGUCCCCGGUAAUGCUGUGGUGGUGUGGGUGACGGGGUUCUGCAUGCCCCGCUCUGUCACCUCCAUCUGGUUCCUCAACCUCGCGCUGGUCGAUCUCCUGUGCUGCCUCUCCCUCCCUCUGCUCAUGAUCCCUCUGGCCCAUGACGACCACUGGCACUUUGGGCCGCUGGCCUGCACGUUAGUCAAAAGCCUGUUUCACCUGGUGAUGUACUGCAGCGUCCUGCAGCUGGUUCUGAUCAGUGUGGAUCGCUGGAUGCUGGUCACCAGACCCAUCUGGUGUCAGAACAACAGGCGACCCAAGCAGGCCGCCUGCGGGUGUGUGGCCGUCUGGUUCUUGGCCCUGGUGGGCAGCAUCCCCCAGUUCGUCUACACAAAGCAGAUCGAAGCGGGUGAAGACAAGCGAGAGUGCGUGACGAUGUACACUACACUCAGCGCCUGGCUCGUCACCUCCUACCGCUUCCUGGUGGGAUUCAUCCUCCCCUUCCUGGUGAUCGUGGUCUGUCACUUGGUGGUGUACAAGAGAGCGCAGAGCGGACUGUCCAAAGGUCGGACGCGCUCCAAGCGCACGCUGAGGGUCAUCAUCGCCGUGGUGCUGAGCUUCUUCCUGUGUUGGCUCCCACUGCACACUUUGGACUUCCUCAUAUUGACGGUCCCUCGGAGUUCUGAUCACAGCCCCAGACUGUACCUGGCACACGUCUUGGCACUGUGCCUGGCGUACUUCAACAGUUGCCUCAACCCGCUGCUCUAUGUGUGUCUGGGCCGGGGCUUCAAGGAAAGCAUGAACCGCUCCCUGCGCAACAUGAUGCACUUCAUCAGCGAGGACCCUGUGACCAAGUUGAGCAUCACCAAUAACGACACCAAGAGCUCCAGCAACGGAAAGGAGAUGACCAAAAUCUGAUGUUGUGUCGACUUUGAUGCACUUUUUCAAUCUCCUCACCGAGCGACAUCUUCUCUCCUGAACGUGGGGAUCCGAAACACUGAGGUUUCACCAUAAACUGUCUGUGUUCAGAAUUGACUUUUUUGACACAAAUAAACUCCAUCUGAAGAAAUAACUUCAACAUUUGAACGCGUGAGCACACCAACCCUGCUGUUUCACAAGCUAUUGUGAGGAGGUUUGCUAAUGCAGUUGAAUGAAAUGCAAACAUGGUGUCAUGAUUGCCUCAAGAUUGCCAAUCUGCAAUAUUUCCUGUGGAAACGCAUGUCUCACGCAACAAUGGCACUUCUUAUUUCUGCUCCUAUACAAGGAUGUCAGAACGUGUUUGAAGGCAUUUCUGUUAUAAAUGAUUUGAUCUUUGUAUUGCUUUUUGUUUCGUAUAAUUCAAGUUUUUUGUUAUUAAUAAUUAAUACAUUGUUCUUGUAUAAUACUUACCGGUAUAAGACACAGCCAUGUCCCCAUGUGUAACAGUAGUCUGCAUAGACCACAAGAGGGAGCUACACUCUAAAUCUCUGAUGCUCAAUGACCAAAGUGUAUAUAGUUGCAUAUGGCUCGUGGGCGGAGUACCAAAGUGUGUCAGACCCUAAACACAAAAAGGACAAUUUAGAGAUGUUUGCAGGUUUGUCAAAUAAAUUCAGUUCAGACAAAUGCUCCACUUAGCACGUCUACAGAAGUCUAUUAAAUGUAAAUUAAUUACCCUUUUUUUGUACCACUUGCCUAAUGCAUAUUUAUAUGAUGUUUUGAAAUGGAUCUUGUUGUACCAGGGCGAUUAAAGAAUAAACAAAACAAUAAAAAUGUGUUAACGUACCAAAAUGAAGAGGAAAAAGCCUUUAUUUACAAACUACAUUCAUUCCAAACAAGGCCACGUGAUGGUAUAUACAGAAACACACAAUUACAGGAGUGUCCAAUUCUGUGUCAAUAUGGUUCAAU